Molecule: messenger RNA, 2408 nt
Organism: Coffea arabica (coffee)
Lineage: Eukaryota; Viridiplantae; Streptophyta; Magnoliopsida; Gentianales; Rubiaceae
Product: jasmonoyl--L-amino acid synthetase JAR4
Cellular component (GO): cytoplasm
Molecular function (GO): acid-amino acid ligase activity
Source: RefSeq, a predicted model, not a curated record
AGAGUCCAGAGGCAACUCCAGGGAUUCAGGGGAAAGGAGGAGGUCCCCACCUCUUUAUUGUUUAAUCCCUCUCCCCCAACUGCCAACCCCGGCGAGGGCCAUCCUAUGCACGCCUGAAACCCCUUUCUCUCUAUCUCUGAUCACUGGGCUCAGACAAUUACGUCCACUGAUUGAUUCAUUCAUUCCCUCUGUCAUCGCUCUAUUCUCUCUAUCUAUGCAUGUCAUCAAACGCCCACUUCAUUUGUGGACUUUAACCUUUUGUUUUGUUCCCUCCCUUCUUUGGUUGUUGUUGUUGGUUACCACUUUUCCAAGAAUUUAUCUCUUCUGUCUUAAAGUCUCUCUUUAUCUCUCGAGAGAUCUUAUUAAGUUUUUCAUUUUUCCAUCUUUAAUCUUUUGUCCAGCUUUUGGAAUUGAAAUUUUCUUUUCUGCUUUUGUGGUUACUAUAUAUGGACCUUUCUGCAGAAAGUUUUGGAGUUGCUCCUAGAAGGAAUAUGGGGAUGCUGGAGGAGAUGCCUCUUUCUUUGGAUCCAGAAGAUGUCAUAGCUGAAUUUGAGGCAAUGACUAGAGAUGCUGGGAGGGUUCAGAUAGAAACACUGAAGAAAAUUCUUGAAGAAAAUGGUCGAACAGAGUAUUUGCAGAGAUGGGGUCUCGAUGGAAGAACUGAUCCUGAGAGUUACAAAUCUUGCGUUCCUCUUGUCACUCAUGAGGAUUUGGAGCCUUACAUCAAUAGGAUUGUUGACGGUGAUGAUUCUUCAAUUCUUACCGGAAACCCAAUAACAACCAUCUCCUUAAGCUCCGGUACUACUCGUGGGAUGCCCAAGUUUGUCCCUUUCAAUGAUGAACUGAUGGAAUCCACCAUGCAGAUAUACAAAACUUCCUAUUCCUUUAGGAACAGGGAAUUCCCAAUUGGCAAUGGGAAAUGUUUGCAGCUCAUCUAUGGUAGCAGGCAGUUUAAAACGAAAGGAGGUUUGGCAGCAGGGACUGCCACCACUAAUGUAUACCGCAACCCAUUGUUCAAGAGAACAAUGAAGGCUAUGCAUAGCCCAUGUUGCAGCCCUGAAGAAGUGAUUUUUGGUCCGGAUUUCCACCAAUCAUUAUACUGCCAUCUGUUAUGUGGACUCAUCCAGCGUGAAGAAGUUCAAGUAAUUUCCUCUACAUUUGCUCACAGCAUUGUGUUUGCGUUCCGAACAUUCGAGCAGGACUGGGAGGAGUUGUGUACUGAUAUCAGGGAGGGAGUGUUAAGCAGCCGAAUUUCUGUCCCAUCAGUUAGAACGGCAAUGUCAAAAUUGCUCAAGCCAAAUCCUGAGUUGGCUGAUUUAAUCCAUAACAAGUGUCAGGGAUUGAGCAAUUGGUACGGAUUGAUCCCAGAGCUAUUUCCUAACACCAGGUACAUAUAUGGGAUAAUGACAGGUUCCAUGGAGCCGUAUUUGAAAAAAUUGAGGCAUUAUGCAGGAGAGCUACCAUUGCUAAGUGCAGAUUAUGGGUCUUCUGAAGGAUGGAUUGGAGUGAACGUCAAUCCAAAAUUGCCCCCUGAGAUGGCCACUUUUGCUGUUCUUCCAAAUAUUGGUUAUUUUGAGUUUAUUCCUCUGAGGCAAAGUCUCGAUGGCCUAGAAGCCAAGCCUGUUGGUCUCGCUGAAGUUAAAGCUGGUGAAGAGUAUGAAGUUAUCGUUACAAGUUUUGCAGGGCUGUACCGUUACAGGCUAGGGGAUGUGGUGAAGGUAAAAGGGUUCCACAACUCCACCCCAGAACUGCAGUUUAUUUGCAGGAGAAAUCUCUUGCUGACAAUCAACAUAGACAAGAAUACCGAGAAAGAUUUACAGCUAGCGGUUGAAGCUGCAGCCAAGGUUCUAGCAGAAAACAGGCUAGAAGUGGUUGACUUCACCAGCCGAAUUGAUUCGUCAACUGAACCGGGGCACUACGUCAUAUUCUGGGAAAUAAGUGGGGAAGCAAGCGACGAGGUUCUAGAGGAAUGCUGCAAUUGUCUGGAUAAAUCAUUUCUUGAUGCUGGAUACCUAAGCUCCCGCAAAGUUAAAGCAAUCGGUGCCCUUGAGCUCAGAAUUGUGAAGAGAGGAACCUUCCACAAGAUACUGGAUCAUUACGUGGGGUUAGGGGCUGCUGUGAGUCAAUUCAAGACCCCGCGAUGUGUCGGCCCCACCAAUAACAAAGUGCUGCAAAUACUGUGUAAUAACGUUGUUAAGAGCUACUCUAGUACUGCCUUUUAGUUUGAAUCUGUCAAUUACGGCCAGCCAGACCUGAUUAUAUGUAGUACAAACUGUAACUGAAACUGUAAGAGGGGGAGAGACAGAGUGUGUGUCAUAAGAAGUUAGUAAUGCCGUCGUCGGUCGUGUUACUCAUUUCUGUUGGGCAUCAACGGGGUUACUCAAUAAAAUGCUUCCAAGUUGUACAAA